AACCGAAUGAGUACUAAAUUGACCAUCAUCAUCCAAGACCGGUGAAAAAAACACCGAAUCCGCUCGAGAGAGGACACUGAAGCAUCUCUGGAAGCAACGCGACAAAUCAAAGUCUUGACUCUUGAGGCUUGAAGCUACUCCCGUAGUAAGCAUUAAUCUGACUUGAACUACCCGAGAUCUCCUCCUAGCUCAUGCGCACACGCAAGGACCAGGACCAGACCAAAACACCUCGCUUAAACCAAAUCUACUGUUAAACACCAGGGCACUCACCCCCCACCAAUACCAGCGGCAGUAAAUUUUGAGCUGCUGCCUGGACUCCUCACUCCAUGUCCAUUCCCCCACUCCUCCAGUGCUCCUAGGGUUCCCUCUCGUCUGCUCGCGCGCCGCGUUGCCGUCGCUAGGGUUCGCUGGUCGGGGGCACCCGAAUCGGGCUUCGCGGGGAGCUGUUCCGCCGCCUACCGCCGAUGCUCGCGAGGUUUUGUGAUUGAGCUUUUGCUUUUGUUUCUCAGAGCUCAGGGUGGGGAGAUUUUGGAGUUUCCGGGGUUCAGAUCGAGGCCUCGGAGCUUGUUCUCCGCAAUGUCGGGGAGGUUGGGUGUCGACUGCUAGGGUUUUGCUCGUGGAUUUUGCGGAGAGAGCUGGGGAUCGUUUGGAAUGCGGCCAGUUGUCUGCGGUAUGGUGCUUGGUUUGGCGUAAUUAGGUGCUUCCCGAGCAGUGCCUCGUCGAUUUCGUUUCCUGCUAAGCUUGCGGAGGCGAGGGAGGGGUUUUGGGGAGGUUGAGAAAGUUGGUGAUUUGGUCGCAAUGUCUGGGUCUAACACGAGGGGGCGGCUGUCGCCUGCUUCUGGUGGUGGAGACUCUGAGCCGCGGUCUGCCGGGAGCAGGACUAGGUCUAUAUCUGCUACACGGGGCCGGAAGCCCUCACCAAGGCCGGGUAGGGAUUUAGCAUCAGCAACAGCAGCACUGGAGGAGAAGAAGCCUCCCGGGGUGCCUACAUUGCUUCCCUCACUCAGCGUGCCGGCAGGGAUGCGCCGGCAGGAGCUGCUAUUGCGCUCAGGGCUCUCUCUUGACGCAUCAUGCUCAUCGGAUGCGUCGACCGACUCAUUCUGCAGCCGAGCAUCAACAGGGCGGAUAGGGAGGCCGACAUUUGGGGCAAGGAAGAAGAAGACCAUCUCUCAGAUUGAUCCUAAGGAUGUUGCCAUGCUGGAAAGGGAGAUUGGAUCGGCUUCACCAAGUGACGCGUCUAGUUUGAAGAGGAGGUGCGCGUGGGUGACAGCCAAUACUGAUCCAUGUUAUGUUGCAUUUCACGACGAAGAAUGGGGAGUUCCAGUUCAUGAUGACAAGAAGUUGUUUGAGUUGCUGGUGCUCUCUGGUUCAUUAGCUGAACUUACAUGGCCAACAAUUUUGAACAAGAGAUCUAUAUUCAGGGAGGUAUUCAUGGAUUUUGACCCUGUACUGGUCUCUAAAUUAAGUGAGAAGAAGAUUAUUGCACCAGGAAGUCCUAGCAGCUCCUUGUUAUCUGAACAGAAACUGCGCGGUGUUCUUGAGAAUGCACGCCAAAUACUGAAGAUUAAAGAGGAGUUUGGGUCAUUUGAUAAGUACUGCUGGAGCUUUGUGAACCACAAGCCUAUUUUUAGCAGAUUCAGGUAUCCCCGGCAGGUACCUGUAAAGACAUCUAAAGCAGACGCGAUAAGCAAAGAUUUGGUGCGAAGGGGUUUCCGUAGCGUAGGCCCAACAGUGGUGUAUACCUUCAUGCAAGUCUCUGGCAUGACGAAUGACCACCUUACCUCCUGCUACCGGUUUGCUGAAUGCGCAUCUCCUGCAACCGGUGCUAACCCUACUGAAUCAGUCCGCGAAGCAAAUUCUGGUGGCAGUGAUCACACCACAGAACAGAAUACGAAUGGGACCAACGGACUAGUUGUAGACAUCGAGCUGUCCAGACCGAUAGAUGAACUCAGCAUCUCCUAGCGGCGGUUAGGAGAGGAAGCUCCAGUGAUGUAUAAGCGAGUGUGUUUUGUGUAUCGUAGGGUAGUAGUUCUCGGCGUGUCAAGAGUCAAGACGGUUGAACGAACGGCAGCAUGUAAUGAUGUAUAUUCUUUGUGAUGCAAAAUGCAUUUGUUUUUCCAGAA
This is a messenger RNA of Brachypodium distachyon (stiff brome), 2123 nucleotides long. RefSeq lists its product as uncharacterized. The record is from RefSeq and is a predicted model, not a curated record. Gene Ontology annotation, molecular function: DNA-3-methyladenine glycosylase activity. The transcript has 5 exons. NCBI's taxonomy places the organism in Eukaryota, Viridiplantae, Streptophyta, Magnoliopsida, Poales, Poaceae. Gene Ontology annotation, biological process: base-excision repair. Bases 799 to 1962 code for a protein of 387 amino acids.